AUGUCUAUCUUAGAUAACCGAAGAGAGGAGCCGUCCUUACUUUUGGUUCUAAAAUGGGGAGGAGAAUUAACUCCUGCGGGCAGGGUUCAGGCUGAAGAGCUGGGAAGAGCUUUUAGGUGUAUGUACCCUGGAGGUCAAGGAGAUUAUGCAGGAUUUCCUGGUUGUGGUUUACUCCGACUGCAUAGCACCUACCGACAUGACCUCAAGAUAUACGCUUCUGACGAAGGGCGGGUCCAAAUGACUGCAGCUGCUUUUGCAAAGGGUCUGUUGGCUCUAGAAGGGGAGCUUACCCCCAUUCUUGUUCAGAUGGUGAAAAGUGCAAAUAUGAAUGGCCUUUUGGACAGUGACAGUGACUCUUUGAGUAACUGUCAGCAGCGUGUAAAAGCAAGGCUUCAUGAAAUUCUUCAAAAAGACAGAGAUUUUACAGCUGAAGAUUAUGAAAAGCUUACUCCAUCUGGAAGCAUUUCUGUUAUCAAAUCAAUGCAUUUAAUUAAAAAUCCAGUGAAAACCUGUGACAAAGUUUAUUCCUUGAUUCAAAGUUUGACUUCCCAAAUCAGACAUCGGAUGGAAGAUCCCAAAUCAUCUGAUAUUCAGCUGUACCAUAGUGAGACACUGGAACUUAUGCUACGUAGAUGGUCCAAGUUGGAGAAAGACUUUAAAACAAAAAAUGGGAGAUAUGAUAUUAGUAAGAUUCCCGACAUAUAUGAUUGCAUCAAGUAUGACGUUCAGCAUAAUGGUUCCUUGAAGCUAGAAAAUACAAUGGAACUCUAUAGGCUUUCAAAGGCAUUAGCAGACAUUGUUAUCCCUCAGGAAUAUGGUAUAACUAAAGCUGAAAAACUGGAGAUCGCCAAAGGCUACUGCACUCCUCUAGUUAGAAAAAUUCGAUCCGAUCUUCAGAGGACACAAGAUGAUGACACUGUCAAUAAACUCCAUCCUUUGUAUUCUAGAGGUGUUCUGUCUCCUGAGCGGCAUGUUCGUACCAGGUUAUAUUUUACCAGUGAAAGUCAUGUGCAUUCCUUACUAUCCAUUCUUCGCUAUGGUGCCUUAUGCGAUGAAUCAAAGGAUGAGCAGUGGAAAAGAGCUAUGGAUUAUUUAAACGUUGUCAACGAACUUAACUACAUGACUCAGAUUGUAAUCAUGCUCUAUGAGGAUCCUAACAAGGAUCUCUCCUCAGAGGAACGCUUUCAUGUGGAAUUACACUUUAGUCCUGGAGCCAAAGGCUGUGAAGAAGAUAAGAAUUUGCCAUCUGGCUAUGGGUAUAGGCCAGCUUCCAGGGAG
Psammomys obesus (fat sand rat) is the source of this 1278-nucleotide messenger RNA. RefSeq names its product inositol hexakisphosphate and diphosphoinositol-pentakisphosphate kinase 2-like. The record is from RefSeq and is a predicted model, not a curated record. Gene Ontology annotation, molecular function: diphosphoinositol pentakisphosphate kinase activity; inositol hexakisphosphate kinase activity; 5-diphosphoinositol pentakisphosphate 1-kinase activity. Gene Ontology annotation, biological process: inositol phosphate biosynthetic process; inositol metabolic process. NCBI's taxonomy places the organism in Eukaryota, Metazoa, Chordata, Mammalia, Rodentia, Muridae. Gene Ontology annotation, cellular component: cytosol.